UAUUGUGCGAAACGAUGCCUCGGCCGACACGUGAGUCCUACGGUGAUCAAAAACCACCCUUCUCCUAUAUAGCCCUGACGGCGAUGGCGAUCUGGAGCUCCCCGGAGCGCAUGCUGCCGCUGUCGGAGAUCUACCGGUUCAUCACGGACCGCUUCCCGUACUACCGGCGCAACACGCAGCGCUGGCAGAACUCGCUGCGGCACAACCUCUCCUUCAACGACUGCUUCGUGAAGGUGCCGCGCCGCCCGGACCGGCCCGGCAAGGGCGCCUACUGGACGCUGCACCCGCAGGCCUUCGACAUGUUCGAGAAUGGCUCACUGCUCAGGAGGCGCAAGAGGUUCAAGCUGCACAAGGGUGAAAAGGAUAGUUUGAAUGCAGAAUUGGCUGCUCUGGCUAGUUUCAAUAGAGCAUUCCUGGCGAGGCAAGCUGGAGCUCCUCCAGCUGCGGCAUCACUUCCUAGCAGUAAUAUGUACAGCCCAGCAUCAACGUUCAUAUCGCGGCCCAGCCCAGAGCCGACGGAGGCAGUAGACACUUCAGCACUGCUCCCCCUGGGUCCACGACCACGCAGAGCUUUCACGAUAGACGCUCUACUGGAGCCCGAGCCCAGACGGUCGUCUCCCUCGCCACCUCCACCACCGCCAAUACAGCCACACUGUCCUCUCCCGCUACCACCGCCCUAUCUCUUGGCUGCGCAGAGGUACCAUGCAGAGCUGCUGGCCGGUUUGCAACAGUCCUGCCUACCUCCGUUAUGGACGUGGCGAGAUACCAGUCAAUUUUCACAUUAUACGCUUAAUUCAUGAGUGUCGCAGUGUGUAAAAACAGAUCUCAGAAGUAGCUCUAGUUGUAAGAAAAUGUCUAGAGACAGUUCAUUGUAUGCAAGUUAUUUAAUUAGAUGAUUAGUGAUUGACGCCCAGGGAUUGUGUGCGAGUUCGAUGUCAUGGAACGUUUUACCCCAAGUUUGACGAUAAUAUGUGGUAUCGAUAUAAGAACAAAGAAGUUUCUUUCGAAGUCAAUAAGAAUGGUUCCCUACUAUUGCUAUGUAGAUUAAUUAAUUGUGUAAACUGUGAUAUAGGUUAGGCAUGAACUGUUGUAUAUAUGUACAGAUUUAGAAUCUAUUAUAUGGAAUUAACAAGUAUAAUUUAUUGCUAUAGACCACUAGUGGAAGAUAAUAUUAAAAAAUCUC
Molecule: messenger RNA, 1183 nt
Organism: Spodoptera littoralis (African cotton leafworm)
Lineage: Eukaryota; Metazoa; Arthropoda; Insecta; Lepidoptera; Noctuidae
Source: the annotation of a GenBank genome assembly